AGCUCUCCCCGCUGCGUUGGUCUUUUCUUGUGUUUUUUCGUCCUCCAUAGUGAACUGGACCUGAGCCUACUGGUCUAAAGUUCCACAAUAACCAGUGGCUCUUCCCUGCUUUGUUGCGGGGCAUCUUCGUGACUCAAUGGCGCAUAAAUUUCCACUGGUAUACUCGCUGCAGCAGAGAAGCUGAGAGGUUCCGAACGGUUCUGUUCUUCCAUUUUUUUUCCUCCACAUUUUUCAGUAGGGGGUGGACGAGAUGUACUCGACCUGGCCGAUGAGCGUGGCGGGGCCCACCUCGACCCACCCCUGAGUGUCCCGGCGCCUUCUGGACAUCAGGCCUUACCGAGUGAGCCCGUUGACCUGCAAAAAUGAGAGUGAGCAGGUCUAACAUCCUCCUGGGCUCCGUCCUCCUUUGCUCUGCCUCAUUGCUCUACCUGGGUCUCAGCGGCCUCGACUGCCCCCCCAAAAGCCACCGCUUGCGCUGGGCGGAGCUUCACAGAGCCUCGGCCAACCACAACACCUCGCUAAUGGAGCACCUCCCAGAGGACACGCCCCUCAUCUUCAUCGGUGGCUUUCCCCGCAGCGGCACCACCCUCAUGAGGGUAAUGCUGGACGCCCACAAUGCUGUGCGCUGCGGCGAGGAGACCCGCGUCAUUCCACGCCUUCUCACCAUGCGCGCCUCCUGGAGCCGCUCUGUCAAGGAGCGCAUCCGGCUGGACGAGGCCGGCGUCACCGACCAGGUUCUGGACUCGGCUGUACGCGCCUUCCUGUUAGAGGUGAUCGUGGGUCACGGAGAACCUGCUCCUCGUCUCUGCAACAAGGAUCCAUUUGCCUUGAAGUCUCUGACUUACUUGGCCCACAUCUUCCCUAAGAGCAAGUUUGUUUUGAUGGUGCGAGACGGACGAGCCUCCAUCCACUCGGUCAUCUCUCGUAAGGUCACCAUCUCGGGCUUCGACCUCAACAACCACCGAGACUGUCUGAGCAAGUGGAGCGGCGCGGUGGAGACCAUGUUCAAUCAGUGCGUGGCGGCCGGCGAGGACCGAUGUCUGCCCGUGCGCUACGAGCACCUGGUCCUCCACCCCGAGCAGGAGAUGAGGAAGCUGCUGCACUUCCUGGAACUCCAGUGGGACCCAGCGGUCUUGCAUCACGAAGAAUUGAUUGGCAAGGCUGGAGGCGUGUCUCUGUCCAAAGUGGAGCGCUCCACAGACCAGGUGGUGAAGCCGGUCAACACAGAUGCCCUGGUCAAGUGGGUGGGUCACAUCCCAGAUGAGGUGGUGGAUCACAUGGCUGAGAUUGCCCCCAUGCUGGCCCGCCUCGGCUACGACCCGCAUGCCAACCCGCCUGACUACAUGAGGUCGCCAUCGCUGUCCAGUCGCUCACAGACUUGGAAAGUAACAGAACCUCCUCGACCUGCUUAGGAGGACAAAAACGCUUUGGUUUUUUUUUUGAUGCACCUUAAAGGCAGACUUCCUGUCCAGAGCUAUAAAUGCCUCACCGCCAUGUUUUACAUUUUGUUGUGGUCGUCAGCGUCUGGACAGAAUGCCACUAUGGACCAGGUUGUGACAUCAUGUGACCCCGCCCCUCUCCGCUGUCACCUCACCAAGAAUGUGAAAGUUGAGUUUAGGACUUUUAAGAUGUUUGACUAUUUUCUUAAUAAAUUAUUUUGGUGGUCCUCAGCAGGCGCCCUCUAGUGGUGCACACUGGCAUGUCAUCCUAGCAUAAAGAAUGUCAACUUCAUUAAACUGCUGUUACGACUGCA
Dunckerocampus dactyliophorus (ringed pipefish) is the source of this 1753-nucleotide messenger RNA. RefSeq names its product protein-tyrosine sulfotransferase 1-like. The transcript is spliced from 6 exons. The record is from RefSeq and is a predicted model, not a curated record. Gene Ontology annotation, cellular component: Golgi apparatus. NCBI's taxonomy places the organism in Eukaryota, Metazoa, Chordata, Actinopteri, Syngnathiformes, Syngnathidae. Gene Ontology annotation, biological process: peptidyl-tyrosine sulfation. Gene Ontology annotation, molecular function: protein-tyrosine sulfotransferase activity. The coding region runs from base 363 to 1412 and encodes 349 amino acids.